AUGUGCGUAGUUACCAAGUACAUUAUAGAGGAGCCUAUUUGUAAAUAUUUCUUAAAGGGUACAUGUACAAAAGGAUACAAUUGCCAAUUCAAGCAUAAAGGAUAUGAUCGCGAUAAAUCAGUUGUCUGUAAACAUUGGCUCCGAGGUUUAUGUAAGAAAGGAGAUGCUUGUGAAUUUCUACAUGUGUUCAAUAUGAAAAAGAUGCCUGAAUGCUGGUUUUAUUCCAAAUAUGGAGAAUGCUGUAAUGGAGACGAAUGUAUGUAUUUGCAUAUUGAUCCAGAGAGUAAACAGAAAGAAUGCCCUUGGUAUGCUCGAGGAUUUUGUAAACAUGGACCGAAUUGCCGAAAUAAGCAUGUUCGAAAGUUGGUUUGUCAAAACUAUUUGACUGGAUUUUGUCCUGAUGGUCUUAAUUGUCCUAAUGGUCAUCCCAAAUAUGAGUUACCUGUCAUGUAUACUUUAUCAGCAGAAGCUGAACAACAAAAAUCCCAACAGACCCAACAACAACAACAGCAGCAGCAGCAACCACUACAACAACAACAACAGUCUCAACCACCUCAACAAUUACAUCAUCCACAGCAACAACAACAGCAGCAGCACUAUAACAGACCUCCAGGCACCUUUAGAAGACUUGAAGACGUGACUUGCUUCAAAUGUGGGCAACAGGGCCAUUAUGCAAAUCGUUGUACACAAGGAAGAAUAAGACAACAACCGAUAUAG
Molecule: messenger RNA, 717 nt
Organism: Rhizopus microsporus ATCC 52813
Lineage: Eukaryota; Fungi; Mucoromycota; Mucoromycetes; Mucorales; Rhizopodaceae
Exons: 2
Coding region: 1-717 (238 amino acids)
Molecular function (GO): zinc ion binding; RNA binding
Source: RefSeq, a predicted model, not a curated record